Molecule: messenger RNA, 532 nt
Organism: Spodoptera littoralis (African cotton leafworm)
Lineage: Eukaryota; Metazoa; Arthropoda; Insecta; Lepidoptera; Noctuidae
Source: the annotation of a GenBank genome assembly
AUGUUUGCUCACUGCAUGGGUGGCAACUGCAGUACGGUAGUUUUGGUUUGCGUGCUAGUAGCGGUCUGCGCAGGCGCACCGCAGCAGAACCCACAAGACGUGCAGAUCCUGCGCUUCGAUAGCAACGUCGAGCCUGAUGGUUACAGCUUCGCCUAUGAGACCAGCGACGGCACCUCCAGACAGGAGGAAGGCAAGCUGGACAACCCUCAGUCAGAGAAUGCUGCAUUGACAGUCACUGGACAGUACGCGUACGUCGCUCCAGACGGCAAGCACUACACCGUCACCUUCACCGCAGGACCCAACGGCUUCCAGCCCAAGACCUCCCUAGGACAAUAAGAUCACACACCGAAAUAAUUUUGUAAAUAGUAAAUACUACUUUCAAUAAAUUUGCCAGGUCACAAGAUCUCAACAGUUAAGGGAUCUAAUUCUAAAUUCGCGUGCCAUAAGGACGUCUUUUGUUUGUGAUUUUUGUAUAUUGCUUUUUUGUACUUUUAUAAAAUUUUAAUGCAAUAAUUAAAAUACUUUUUUUUAA